CACUGAACUGCUGUUGCUGCUGUGUAUGAACCGUAUUCUGUUCAUUUGUUGCUUGAGCGAAGAUAUGAGAUUCACACAUAUUCCCCGCAGUUGAUCAGAUCAUGGACGACGGCCAUUCAAAGCUCCACCUCUACUCCCUUCCCAACGAAGUCCUCGCUCAGAUUCUAUCCUCCUUCUCGACACGAUCCCUCAUCUCUUGGGCGACAGUCUCCCGCCGCUUCCACGCCCUCGUCCUGCGGAUCCUACAUUAUCGUCUGCUCAUCGGCGCUCCUUUGCAUGACUAUAAACUCAUCCUAGAAUGCUUUCACCCGAGCGAAAAGCUUAAGGUGCCUCAUGUAUUCUGCACAUACCUUGACACCGAUGGUUUAGAUCAACUUAACGGGAGGAGUGGUUCGCUUUAUGAGAAUCCCGACACGGCCCAGCAACUGGGAAGACUGAGUUCGGUGUAUGCUCGGUUCCGCCCUGAAGUCGCGGUAGAAGAAAGAUCGAGCGGAACAAGGCUAGUACCCCUAAGAGACGAUGAGCAAGACCCCGACCGAGACAACUUGGUUGUCACGCGCCCUAUCAACCUCGAUAACUCUGAAAACUUUUCUCAGUUAUGUGUGGUCGUAAAUAUCGUGAAGGUCAUGCCGGGUACAAAUCUGCUCCUGAGUGCACACAAUGUCGAGGACGGGGUAAUCAGGGUAUUCCGCGACUGGCUGAGAGACGAAGAGAAGCGAAUUCGUGAAUUCGUACCAGAUGGUACAGAGCCUUCGCAAAUGCUAUGGGUUGAUCAGAGCAAGAGUGUCGGGAUCAAAGUACGGGUCAAGGCAAAACCGCUAAUGAAUCAAAAUGUGCCAAUUCUCAUCCAUCGCGACGACGACCAAUUCACGAGCUAUGAAUUGUUGAUUGAAGAAUUACAUAUACGCGCUGUUCGCUUACUCCGGACCCUGGAAAAGUCACAGGAGGAACAGCAGAAUUAUUAUAAAGCUGUAGUUAUAACCCCGACUCUCAGAUAGCGGUUUUCACGGAUAGACAUGUCAGUGAUAUGGAGGCCGAAAUCUCGGUCUACGCGCAUGUUUGUAUGUCUUUUGUCUAUAGCGUUUCUUUU
Molecule: messenger RNA, 1090 nt
Organism: Aspergillus costaricaensis CBS 115574
Lineage: Eukaryota; Fungi; Ascomycota; Eurotiomycetes; Eurotiales; Aspergillaceae
Product: F-box protein
Exons: 4
Coding region: 102-998 (298 amino acids)
Molecular function (GO): protein binding
Source: RefSeq, a predicted model, not a curated record